Teleopsis dalmanni is the source of this 1593-nucleotide messenger RNA. RefSeq names its product pickpocket protein 11. Gene Ontology annotation, biological process: sodium ion transmembrane transport. NCBI's taxonomy places the organism in Eukaryota, Metazoa, Arthropoda, Insecta, Diptera, Diopsidae. The record is from RefSeq and is a predicted model, not a curated record. Gene Ontology annotation, cellular component: membrane. The coding region runs from base 1 to 1593 and encodes 530 amino acids. The transcript has 6 exons. Gene Ontology annotation, molecular function: ligand-gated sodium channel activity.
AUGCGUUUCGGUGCAAAUCGUGUAUGCCAUUCAUCCACAACUUCAACAAAUUCACUUGUGCCGCAAGCACGCAAGACUUCACGUAUAUCGCAACUACGUGAUUUGACAUAUUACAAGGAUGUGAAAAAUUGGUUUGUGGAAAAUCUACGAAAUUAUUGCAACACAACAUCAUUGCAUGGUUUUAACUAUAUCACACGCAAAGGUAUUACCAGCAAGGAACGUAUUUUCUGGAUAUCCGUUGUGGUAAUAUCAAUAGUCGUAUCCAUUGUUUUGGUUAUUGUCUCCUGGCUAUGGAAUCGAGAAACCCCAACAGUGACAGUAAUUGAAAGUUCGCAUUUUCCUACAUGGAACAUACCAUUUCCGGCUAUUACAAUUUGUAACUUCAAUAAAAUAUCGAAAUACAAAGCUAUUCACUUGGCAAAAACUCUGAAUCGACCGGCGAAUUUAACAGAAGCAGAUUUACUUAAUCUCUUUCGUAUAACGAUGUAUUUCAGUUUCGCUGUUAAUCAUACGACGGAAGAAUAUCAGACUCUUGAAAAAGUUUUGCAACAAAAUGAUCUGACUAUAAAACAGUUGAUAAUGGGUCUAUCCCCUGAUUGCAUGCAGAUGAUUUCACGUUGUAUAUGGAAAGGAUCAAAUACACGUUGCGAUAGCCUUUUUCAACGCGUUAAUACUACAGAAGGCAUUUGCUGUUCAUUUAAUUAUUUUGGACGAACCACUAACAAUUUUCCUGAAAAAAUUGCUUACCAAGUCCCAAAACGACCAUAUCGGGUUACUGGUUGUGGUUAUCCCACAGGUCUCUCCGUUAUACUGAAUCCAAUGGCGGAUGAUUAUUUUGGAACUUAUUUCAGCAGUUAUGGUUUCCGUUUACUUAUACACGAUGCAUAUAACUUUCCUGACGAGAAUGCUGAAACAAAGGUAGUAACUGCUACAAGAGAAUGUUUUGUGCGGAUUAAUCCAGAAUCCACUUAUGCAACAAGUGAUAUAAAAACAAUGGAUAUGACAUUACGAAAUUGCUUAUUUUCCAAUGAGCGCCGACUUUCAAUAAUGCAACGCUACUCAUUUAUCAAUUGUAUGACAGAGUGUCGUGUAAGCAUACUUUUUCAGCGUUGCGGUUGCGUGCCCUAUAACCUACCAAACAAUGGUAAUUUACCGACAUGUGGACUUAAGCAGAUUUCUUGCAUAAUUGAGAAUAGAGAAAUAUUUACUAGAGCGCUACCAACGCUCAAUGGAACUGUAUCCAUCGUGAGACAAGACAAUACUACUAAAAUAUUUCCUUGCAAUUGUUUACCGGACUGUGAAGUAAAUCACUAUCCUUCGGAAAUAACAAUGGGGCGAUUAAAUUCAAAAUUAACAUUUAACAGAGAGAACGCUAUCAAAACGAAUAAUAUGAAUGAUAAUAUAUUGCUACACGUAUUCUUCAGCGACUUGAUGGCUACUCGUUAUCGUAUGGAAAUAUUUCAAAAUUGGUUAUCCGCAUUGGCUUCGUUUGGUGGCUUAUUGGGAUUAAUAAUGGGUUUCAGUAUUGUCGCGGCAUUUGAAUUUCUAUACUUUUUAACAUUCCGGCCAAUAUUUAAUUAUUUCAACGAAUAA